Messenger RNA from Trypanosoma cruzi, 795 nucleotides. RefSeq names its product otubain, putative. The record is from RefSeq and is a predicted model, not a curated record. The coding region runs from base 1 to 795 and encodes 264 amino acids. Gene Ontology annotation, biological process: protein K48-linked deubiquitination. The transcript has a single exon. Gene Ontology annotation, molecular function: cysteine-type deubiquitinase activity; ubiquitin binding. Lineage: Eukaryota; Euglenozoa; Kinetoplastea; Trypanosomatida; Trypanosomatidae. Gene Ontology annotation, cellular component: nucleus.
AUGACUUCCACCGCCCAUGACAGGGAGAUGCAGAUGGCGAUCAUUCAGAGCGAAAUCGAGUCGGUACCGCUUCUUAGUGAUCCCGUGGAGGCGCUGUCGGAGACAUGUAGUCUCGUGAAGGAAUUUGCCAAUAGUGCAUCGAUUUUGCCAAAAGUACUUUCGCUUUUUGCGUCCGACAAUGACGACCGCUACAGUGGCAUCCGGUAUGCACGACGGGAUGGGAACUGUUUCUUCCGCUGCGUUGUAUUUUCUCUGCUGGAAAGUAUGCUUGGCGAUAGCGAGCUGACGGCGAGGUACUUGGAACAGGCCACAGAACUGCGCACGAAGCUCAUUGAGGACUACGGUGAUUUUGUGGAGGACUUCUGCGAAGCGGCGAUUGCUGUGAUCCACCAAAUUGAGUCUGGAGGCUGCACGACGUCGGAGGAGCUGUAUGCACUGGCGACCUCGCAUGAUUCCGAGUACGUGAUUUACUUCUACCGCUACGCUGUUUCAAAUUACAUACGUGGCCAUAAAGAUGACUUUCUUCCGUUUGUGAUGGGCCUUAAUUACGAAAACGUUGAAGACUUCUGUCGGGCCGAAGUGGAUGCGGUCUCAAGCGAAAGCGAUAAUGUGCAGGUUGUGGCAUUUGCCAGAUGCUUCCAGUUGAAAAUUGUUGUGGAGUACUUGGACGGUAGCGUUGGUACACGCACCACACGCCACUCAUUUUCCGGUGACUCUAGCGGUACCGGUGACAACACUUCUCUUGUGGUGACACUGUUGUACCGUCCAGGGCACUACGACCUCCUGUACAAGUGA